CUCGGGGCGGCGGCGGUCCGGAGGCCGGCGGGGGAGGCGGAGGCGGCGGCGGCGGCAGCGGCAGCAGCGGCAGCGGCUCGGUCAUCGGCAGCCCCUCGCCGCGGCUCCGCUGCUGGACACGUCCGCACCCACCGCGGCUGCCCGCCGCAGCGAGCGGGGCGAGGCCGUGCCUGCGCCCCCCCGGCCCCGGCCCCGACGCGGGCCUGGCGAGGAGGUGGGCGGCGGAGCGAAGCUGGCUGCGGAGAGAGGAGGCAGCCGCCGCCGGAGGGCUAACAGACCUGGAAGAAAGACUUUGUCUUGGAGCUAACUCCUGAACAUUUUGAGAUCAUUCAUCAUGAAGUAUGUAGUACAGGAAUGGCUCAGAGUAACUACCUUGCUAUUCAUAGCUCAAGCAGUUUCUGCAAUGGUUCUUCCCAAUGCCACGCUCUUAGAGGAACUUUUGGAAAAGUACAUGGAUGAAGAUGGUGAGUGGUGGAUCGCCAAGCAGAGAGGGAAAAGGGCUAUCACAGACAGUGAUAUGCAGAGUAUCUUGGAUCUUCAUAAUAAAUUACGGGGUCAGGUGUAUCCACCAGCUUCCAAUAUGGAAUAUAUGACGUGGGACAUGGAACUGGAGAGAUCUGCAGAGUCGUGGGCUGAAACCUGUCUAUGGGAGCAUGGUCCUGCAAGCCUUCUUCCAUCAAUUGGACAGAAUUUGGGGGCACACUGGGGCAGGUACAGACCUCCAACAUUUCAUGUCCAAGCAUGGUAUGAUGAAGUGAGAGAUUUCACGUAUCCCCAUCCUCAUGAAUGCAACCCAUAUUGUCCUUACAAAUGCUCUGGUCCUGUUUGUACACAUUAUACACAGGUUGUUUGGGCUACAAGUAGCAGAAUCGGUUGUGCAAUAAAUUUGUGUCAUAACAUGAACAUCUGGGGGCAGAUUUGGCCAAAAGCAGUCUAUCUUGUAUGCAAUUAUUCUCCUAAGGGUAACUGGUGGGGUCAUGCUCCUUAUAAACCUGGCCGCCCUUGUUCUGCAUGUCCCCCUAGUUUUGGAGGAGGUUGCAGAGAAAAUCUUUGUUACAGAGAGGAUUCAGAAAGGCCUUAUUCUCCCCACGAACCAGAAGAGGAAACCAAUGAGAUUGAACGGCAGCGAUCCAAAGCCCAGGAUGCAACGGUGCAAAGCCGACCAAGAGCUCAUUCACCUUCAGGCUCCACAGGCGCUGAUGACAGUGAGAAAAAUGAAGUAAUAAGCACACAGCAAAUGUCUCAGAUUGUUUCAUGUGAAGUAAGGCUAAGAGAUCAGUGCAAAGGAACAACUUGCAAUAGGUAUGAAUGUCCUGCUGGCUGUUUGGAUAGCAAAGCCAAAGUUAUUGGAAGUGUACAUUAUGAAAUGCAAUCCAGUAUUUGUAAAGCUGCCAUACAUUAUGGCAUCCUAGACAAUGAAGGUGGUUGGGUUGAUGUCACUAGGCAAGGAAGGAAAAAUUACUUUAUCAAGUCUUACAGAAAUGGCAUUCAGUCAGUUGGAAAAUACCAGUCUGCUAACUCCUUCACUGUCUCUAAAGUAACAGUUCAAGCUGUCACCUGUGAAACAACAGUGGAACAACUGUGCCCAUUUCAAAAACCAGCCUCACACUGUCCAAGGGUGUAUUGUCCUCGCAACUGUAUGCAGGCAAAUCCACACUAUGCUCGUGUAAUUGGAACACGAAUUUACUCUGAUAAAUGUGUGCAGCCAUACUGCUUUUAGGAAAAAAAGGACAUACAUACAGGUAAGAAACCAGGGAUGGGAGUCUUAUCAACUUCAGAUGCUGUCAGGGUAGAUAUCUACACUGAAGGUGCUAUUCUAGGUUAUGUUUAUAGUAGUUUGCAGUACAUACAGUAUAGUGGUAAAGGAGAUAAAUAGGCAUCUGCAGAGCAGAAUUCAUUUGACCUUUUCUGAGUGUCUACCUCAGUAUGAGAUUAAUUGCCUAAUAGAGAUGUCUAUUCCUCUCCAUUUCCUACAGAAGGGUCCUAGGGCAUCUAGCUCAGGUGUAGACAGAUGUGUCCUACCUAUAUUUGUACAGAUAUUCCCAUCAGUGGUAUCAGCAUUAUAUGAUUUUCUACAAUGUUCCUUUGUUGCUAACAUUUAAAUUAUUUUAAAACUCAGAUACUUUUUAUUGAAAUUUUCACUAAAUAAUAUGAUUGAGUAUUUUGUGCAUUAUAUUACUUAACUAGUUUCAGGUAAAGUAUUUAUAGAGAAUGAUCUAUUUAAUAAGUGUGUCUUCUUUUGCAGUUUUUCAUGUAUUCACAGAUUUGUUCAUUGAUAAAGAGAAUUUAUUUGCCCAAUUGUCAUAGCAAAUGUAUUUGAAAUUGCAGUCCAUGAUCUACUUGGCUGAUUCCACAAAACAGAUAGGGUUUCUGUGACAUUCCUGCAAAUUCUUUUGUUUCAAAAGUGCAUAUAUAUGUAUAUGGAGGUAUGCAUAUAUGCACAUGACUAUUUAUUUGCACUACUGCUUAGAGCACUUGCAUUCAGUAAAGGAAGAAUAUUUUUCAGAGAUAUUAAGAAAAAAAAGCAAAUAACAUUAAUUGAUGUGACUAAUGCAAAAAGUUAUGUUUACAAAACCAUUUUUGUAGUAUUCAUGAGAAUAAUCUAGUUAAACCUUUCCUUUUCUGGCUUUGGUCUGAUCAGACAUGUGUUCUUAAAGUAAUUUCAUAUUUUGCAGUGACUUCUUUUCCUCCCUGUUCCUGAGAAGAGUUGUUCUCUGGUUUAUCAGUAGUGCCCCACAGAGUUUUUAGCCUUUUUUCCUCCCAUUCUUUUUUUCCUUUGAUAUUGCAAUGACUGUCCCUAACUUGAUUGAAACAAACCCCCCAUUAUUUCUUCCUCCAUUCUUCCAGUCUGCUAGCUAUUGUUUCUUUAUCUGUGGCAGAUAAAUCACAGCCAUGGUUCAUAUAGCCAGCAUCUAUAAACUUAUGUUUGUGGGGAGUUUUCACAUAAUACCCAUCCAUCUAUGCUCUCUACCUUCUAUUUUUUAGUUGAUCUCCUUUUGUUUCACUUGUCUGGAGGUAGAUUGCAAGAGGUAAAGUAUCUCUUAUUCUGAGCUUAUGGUACAAUUACUGUCUUUUCUGAAUAGAGCUAUUAUGGUAUGAAUAAGAACUGUAGUACCUGUCAUUCUCAGCAGAAAGAAGUACAAAUUACUCAUUCUUCCUAUGGCCAAAACACAUUGCCACCUUUGUGCUUUGUGUCCCUGCUGGCCCCACUAAGAGUUUCCAUAUGGCAAUGCUUUGUCUUGUUGGGAGACCAGGAAAAAAAGAAAGUUUCCUCCUAUCUUGUGCUGAAGAGGUGGUUCCACCUUUUAACUUUGGUUAAUCCAUUUUGUCUAAAACUUUUUGAGUCUUAUUUCUAUAAUUUCAGAAUCGUGUCAUGUUGACAAGCAUUUUAACAAUAUCUGUAUUUUUAAAGCACUUUUCAAUAUGACCUCAUUUAUGAAAUAAAAUAAAAACCUUCCCAAGAACUGAAUCAUGUCAGGCCCAAUGUGAUUGUCUGAAGUCUGUUGGAGACUAUCUUGCAGCACCUGCCUGUACAGAGAUUGUCCUUUGUUGUUGCUGUUAGUCCCUGGAUUAUCAAGGUACCAAAAUAACAAACAUUUUCAUAGAGAGAAGGAGAGGCUACAAUAGUUCAGUUGAAAAUUCUUUCACUUGCAGAUUUUUUUGGUAAAAUUUUAUUUUAAUGGACACACCUAAGAUGUGUAUAUGGUAGAAGUUCUUAACCACAUUCCAGUUGCCUUGUAAGAAUUUCUAAAGAGAUUAAGGUUUAUAUUUAUCCUGUUGUUUUCACAGUAGGCAACAUUUUCCCAAAGACAAUCUCUUACCAGUAGUGACUACAUUAUGGGUGUUGACUGAGCAAUUCUACAAAAAAUUGAGCCUCCUUUUGGGGGCUAGAGAUCAACAAAGGUCUUUUAUCUAAAGAAUUUGAUGGAGUUGUGUAAUUUCAUACCAUCUGAGGACUUUGGCCAUAUUAAGUUUUGGUUCAGUAACCAUAUAUGGAAAUAUUUCCCUAAUACUUGUGCAAAAGUAUUCAUGAUUCUCUGCUGUGAUAAAAUAUAAACAAUAUGAUGUCAAAAAGCUAUUGAAUAGUUCUGUAGUCCUGUGAUGGUGAGGGAGAGAUCAAUGUGGUUAAAAUGCCUUUGCAGAGUACUGCUAUGCUGUGGUAGAUAUUUGGUAUUUUGCUGAGUAGCUGAAGAAGGAAAAUAAUUAAGCAGCUUGGUAUUCAGAUUCUAUGACCUGUUAAAUACUAACAAAUUUCAGAGGGUUCACAGCACAGCAAUAAAGCAUGGUCAUAUAAUGCUGUAUGAAAUGUUUAUGUUAACUUAAAAAUGCUGCCUUAUAUAUCCUUUGGAGUCAGUUCAUCAAAAUUAAAGAAACAACCCCAAAUCUCUGAUGAAGACUUCCAGAACCUGGCAUAAGGCUGCUAAUGUAAAAUAUCAAUUAUAUGCUGAAAUUUAUGAUAGACCUAAGCGUGAAAUCCUGUUCUGCUUAAAUUAACAGGAGGUUCACCUUAACAAUUCAAGGAAGUGUGAUGAGGAUGACAUAAUAUUAUUAAGUAUAGGAAAUAUUAUGGCAUCAGAACUGAAAUCUGAUUCCAUUUAGAUGAAGAUUGCCAAGCUAGUGAAACAUUUUUGAAAGCUCAAAGCAGAUAAGACUUUCUCAAAAAAAUUAUAUUUUGUACAUAUUGAUAAAACCAUAUGCAUUUAUUCAUGUCUAUUCUUACAAGCUAGUUCAUAAUUAUGAAUUUAUACUCAUUUAAUUGUUCAUAUAUUCAAAAACUAUGCACAUUUGUUCUCUAGUCUCAUCUGGAAAGCAGCAUCAGAAUAUCGGUUUAUUUUUCAUCUGAAAAUGGCCUCUGAGUUGGCCUCAUCAGCCCCAUUCUUCUGACCUCUCCUUUUUCACAUAUCCCAUAUAAGUGCCUUGCCUUCAGCUUUAAAAUGUUGUGUAUUAGCCUAGCUGUACUUCAUUGAUCCAGUAACCAACUGCUUUGUCAACCCUAACAAUGACCCCAUCCUUUACUGGAAAUAGUUUCCAACAAGUGGUCAGCCUCUUCUGUCAAAAUCUCCAUCUCUUGAAUUUUCCUUUCUUUUUUACUUGACUAGAAACUUCCAAAUAACAUUGGAACAGCCAGUAUCUUAGCUACCCUCAAAUGUAAUUAUGAAGGUACCUACCUGUCUAAUGACGUACACAAAGUGUAGCCUUUCAGUUAUUAUUACAGAGGUGACAAUCUUUGAUCUGUCUUUUCCCCAACUGUACCUCUAGCUUUUUUUAUAUCUCCGCUGUAAACUGAAAACAAAGUUGCUACUGUAUUAUAGUACUAGUAAUUAAUAGUGUUCUUCUAGUUCUUCACUGUAGUUAAUUCCCUGUAAACCUUGUCUUUUGUUUCUUUAGACUGUAAUCCUGUACUGAGGAGGCCAUUUUUCCCCCUGUAUAUUUGAAAUUGCACAUGAUCAGUCUGAUCCUUAGUUACUUCCACAGUAUGAGUACAUAAAGGAUACUAUAAUCCUAAAAAUUAGGUAACUACUGGUGUUCAGGAUAUAACAAAAGUAUUGCAGCCCUGGGAGGGGAAGGAAAAAGUAGAGGAGCAUAAAUGGCAUCCCUUCUGGCACGUUCAAAAACUGCAGCCAGCAGUGUGAAAAGAAAAACUCUAAAGUGUCUUUGCAAAAGAUUCUUUGCAUAAACAAUUUAAAAUCUUUACUCCUAGAAAUAUUGUAACGUUAAAAGACAAACUAUAUAACAGUGAAACUGGCAAGUUCUGUGCUUGGAAUAAGAGUGGGAAAAUCAUUGCUAUUUUAAAUUACUGAUUUUAUAUAGCCUUGAGAUUACAAAAUAGCUAUGGUAACAGAUACAAAUUAUUCCAAUUAUAACUGGAAGAAAUGCAAUUCUUGUUUAAAUAGUGGCCUGUGUGACCAGCUAUUGAUAUUUAUAUUGGCUAAGUUUCUUAGGUUGGUUGUGGAAAGACCUAUUGCAGUGGACUUUUUCCACUAAACAACUUGGCUUUAAGUGGAGAUUCACCGUAGCUGGAACUACACUUUGCUGUGGUGUGUAUUGAAGAUUGAGACCUACAUUCUGGAGUAUCUAAAAAGUUUCAUUCUUCUGGUGAUUAAUUUUUAAAAUGCUGAAAGAGUAGUAGAGGACUGCAAAUUUAAAUCAAUUAUUUAAAUGAACAUUAUCAAGAUUGUCACUGAGCAAUUCUUCCGUGGAUAAUAUUUAUGCUAUGUAGGUUCAUGAGAGAAAUUAGUGACCAGAGAAUGUAGGUUUCACUCACAUGAAGCUGCUGUUAACUUCACAGAGAAUUUUCAUAGAAUCAUAGAAUGCCAGGUUGGAAGGGACCUCAAGGAUCAUCUGGUCCAAGCUUUCCUGGCAAAAGCACGGUCUAGACAAGAGGACCCAGCACCCUGCCCACCUGAAUCUUAAGUGUCAAAUGUUGGGGAAUCCACCACUUCCCUGGGGAGAUUAUUCCAAUGGCCGAUUGUUCUCAUUGUGAAAAAUUAUUCCUCUUGUGUCCAGUCGGAAUCUCCCCAGCAUUGGCUUCUACCCAUUACCCCUUGUCUUUUCCAUGUGACUCCUUGUAAAAAUGGCGUCUCCAUCUUCUUUGUAGCCACCCUUUAAAUACUGGAACAU
This is a messenger RNA of Aquila chrysaetos chrysaetos, 6621 nucleotides long. RefSeq names its product cysteine rich secretory protein LCCL domain containing 1 (gene CRISPLD1). Gene Ontology annotation, cellular component: extracellular region. The transcript has 14 exons. Lineage: Eukaryota; Metazoa; Chordata; Aves; Accipitriformes; Accipitridae. The record is from RefSeq and is a predicted model, not a curated record. The coding region runs from base 335 to 1720 and encodes 461 amino acids.